This is a messenger RNA of Trichobilharzia szidati, 3492 nucleotides long. The record is from the annotation of a GenBank genome assembly. Lineage: Eukaryota; Metazoa; Platyhelminthes; Trematoda; Strigeidida; Schistosomatidae.
AUGGACCAGUGCGAGGUUUACUCAGCUCGAGGAGGUGCCUUGGAAGCGACAGUCACUCUUCCUAGAAGCCAUGGAAAACACAAACGAGACCAAGGAGAACUAAUGGACGAUGCGGUGAAACUAACUGCUAUGAAAAUAUCACGCCAAUCACCGUCGACUUCAGACAGCAUGACAACAGCCACUAAUUCUGAAACAAAUGCCAUGAGUGUUUUACCUCGUCUUCUUCGUACUAUGACGAAUAGAAAUCCACAGGUCACAAGUAAUGGUAACAACAGAAGCACAAUUGAAAAUAAUCAAGUCUCGAAUGAAGAGCUCGCUUUCUCAGUUUCAACUUCUGGACCAGUAGUCAAUGAUAGUGAUUCAUCAUCCUCUUCUUCUUCAUCUUUCAUUUCAACACCAUCUUCUUCUGGAUCCUCUUUGAUUUCAUUCCUUUCUCCUGGCCAUUUAGGACCUGUUGCUGCUAUGGCCGCUGUAGCAUUAUCCACAGCGGUGACCACUAUGUCUGUGAAUGAUAUUCAAGAAUCUUCAGGAUUAGUAACUUUAGCGACUGCAAGUAGCCUAAUCGAGAAGGAAUGGCGUGCACGUGCUGCAAUUGCUAACAAUGAGAAUGGUAACAAUGCUAAAGAACACGCUGAAACAACACUUGCAGUUCAACAUCACACAGAUCUAUUAGCUUCUACUAUACAAGCAAAUGUUGAUCGAAAUCAACAAUUCCCGUUAGAUGGUUCACCUCCUUUAGUAAUCAGUGCCCUGAAUACGUCAACAUCACAAUCUUUAUUGAAUGAUUCUACCCCAGUGACUAGAGCUGUACUCAAUGUUCAAAGUUUGGCAGCUUUCAUUCGUGAAACACAAAAACAAUGUUCUCUACCGAGUCCAACUACUUCUCUUGAAUUGCCUUUAACAUCCGUAUUUCCCUUGCCUACAGAAACAAAGUUAACUUCAUCGUGUAAUAUGCGACAAGCUGCAUCGCCUUCUUCAUAUCUGUUACCAGCUUCAACCUCAUCUUUUCUAGUUCCACCUUCAGCUCCUCAAAAUCUUCCAACUGGUACUGGUGCGGGUGGGGGUGGUGGUGGUGGUAGUAUUGAACAAUCUUUGCAUUCAGAGACAGUACCGCAACCAAUACCGUCAGCGGCAGCAGCAGUGGUCAAUUCCAGUACAGAUUCAUCACCACUUCAGUCAACAGCCUUCAUAUCUUUACAACCUGCACCAGGCUCUUUAAUCAGUCCGUCUGAUUUACAACAACUUGUAGCUAGCGGGGAAUUUAUGUCUUCAGCAGCUCGGCAAACUCUACUCGGUCAAUCCUCUGAUGGAUCUACACGACAACUUUAUCUUCUUGUACCAAGUGAUUGUCCUGUGAUUAUGCCAAGAGUUUCAAAUAAUCAACAAACUAUGGCGCCUAUUCUACCGUCUACUUCUCCAUUGAUUGAAUCUAUUCCUACAAAUGCUCCAAUAUUAGAGGCUAUUUCUCCAGGUGUUGAACCUGAUGAUAAUUGUGUUCAAAUGCCAUCUGAGUCAUCAACAUGUAAUACUACACAACCAGUAUUAACUUCAGUGUCACAUUUAGCGACUACAAUGCUUAAUCCAAUGAAUUCUUCAACAUCUACUGCAUUAUCCACUUUUCUGGCGGGUUUAGAAGCUCGGAAUCAACCUAUGCAACAACAACAGCAACAACAGAUUCAACUAGGUGGGUUACCUUUGUCUACAGUCACCUCUCCAUUGUCUUGUUCAUACAAUAUUUCAUCAUCAUCAUCAUCUUCAUCCUCAUCCUCUUCAUCAUCAUCAUCAGUUCAUACUACAGAUUCACUGUCAGCUUCAAAUUGUGCAAAACUGCGUAUUCCACUACAGAUAUCAGGUCUUCCUAUUCCUGAGUCCAGUUUAUUGUCAGUACAACAGAAUGUUUAUCCGAUUGCAAAUAAUAAUGCAGCAGCAGCAGCAAAUUCUGUAUUAGGUGUUGUGAAGAGUGAUCCUGAUAUGUACACGCCAAAUGGUCAUGCCUAUUCAUCUCUGGUAGAUGAAGCCAGCCGAUUUAGAUCGUAUCCAACCUAUACACAACAAUUAUCUCAACAUAUACCUCAUAGUAAUAGUACAAAUAUACGCCAGCCUAUACUAACCUCUUCAUCGACUUCUGCAUUGUCUACAACAUCGAGUAAUGCAUUCUUUCAUCAUGAUACUUCAAAUUCGGUGUUAAUUAAUCAAGUGUGUUCAAUUCCGAAUAUUGGCGGUAAUUCAAUCAUCAACUCUAGUAAUCAUAACAGUGGGAAUGAAUCACUAACCAAUGGACAUUUCCAAUCAUCAAUAUCACAUCCGAAUAUUGUCCCAGUGACUACAACAUUCACCCCAGCGAUAGCUCCUAAAUCUGAAACAAAUGCACAACAUUCUUCAAUGUCGAAAUCCAAUAAUAAUAAUAAUCAUAAUUCUAUUGAUGAAUGUCGUAGGAAUUCGGUCACAGGUGGUGGUAGUAGUAGUCGAUCGGAGCAAGGUAAGGGUUCCACAACCUAUCUGGAACAUCUGGAAUCGAAGGAUAUAAGACGCCGUGUUAGUCAUAACGAAGUUGAACGCCGACGUCGAGAUCGUAUUAACACUUGGAUUAGUGAAUUGUAUAAACUGCUACCACCGGAUGAACAAACCAAAUCACAAUAUCAAAGUAAAGGUAUUGUCUUGAAACGUGUCUGUGAAUACUUUCAAAAUGUGGAUAGUAUGCUGAAAGCUGCUAAUUCAGCAGUUGAACAGAUUCGCGUGGAAAAUAGUCUACUCCGUCAACGUGUCCGUGAAUUACAACAAGAGAAUCAAUUAUUAUCCGCUUCACUGCAAUUGGGUGCUGCAGCUGCAGCUGCUCAUUUAAAGAAUCGACAACCAAGACCUGGUACUACUACUACAAGUGUUGUUAAUGGAGAUGAAGUGAAUAAUGGUGGUGGUGUUGGCGGCAAUGCAGGAGGAUUAGCAACAGUUGUAGUAAAUAAAACUGAAAAUUGUACACUCUUAAAAGAUUCCAUUGAACUUAAUGAUUAUCAUCAUCAUCAAUCAUCUCCAAUGGCGACUGUAUUCACUGUCGAUGGUAAUGUUGCUGGUGUUGCUGCUUCUGUCGGCGGUAUUGGCGGCGGUACUACUGCAGAUUACAGACAUUUUAAUCAAACGAAUUUAGUCCCAGCAUCCUCCUCCUCCUCAACAUCAAAUUGUAUAACUGCUGCUCAAGCUGCCUGUUUUACAACAUCAUUAGCAUCAAUCAACGCCCUGGGAGGAGGAGGAUUUAAUAGUGCGUCGGAAGUACUGUCAUCCUCCUCACCAUCCUCAUCCUCAUCAGUCAAUUGUAGUAAUAAUGGUGGUACAACAUUAUCAUCAUCAAGUACAGAAAUUAUUAAUCAAGUGAUAUGUCCAUUAACUUUACCAAGUUUAGAUCAUAUGACUACGCUGCGUAGUAAUAGUAACAAUAACAAUAAUAACAGUGGUAGUGUGAUGGGUAGUAGUGAUACUGUGAAUAAUCGAGUUUCUUGA